AUGGGUCAAGUGCAACUCUAUUGUCCAUCCAAAAAGAAGACUGUCGACAAUUUCGUCUUCGGCGCAUUCCAGAAUCUCGACCAAGUUCUGCAAGGCGUGCGACUUGCGCUCGAUAUCAAGUACGCAGCUCUCUACACUGUCGAGGCGAGACCCAUAUACGAACCCAGUGCGCUCGAGGACGAUCAACGCAUAUUGGUGGCAGCAAGUGCGGAAGAGACGAUGUUGCCUGAUGCGCCUCCUGGAUGGGUUCUGUACCAUGGCGAAGAGGGUGACGAUGUCGACCCGGACACGGAAGGUUAUGGUCAAGAGUGGGAUACGCUGUCCGAUCAUGAAAAAUAUCUACACAUCACCAGUCUCAACGAGCGGAAGCCCGAGACCCGCAACAAGAUGCGCAUCACGCGCCCAUACAAGUCGCUUGAAGCAGAACUUCACUUCUUCGAAUACAAAGGUUCAUCAACCGUUGAGUUCACUGAGGAUGAUGCCCGUGUCGAGCGAUACUGGGGCAUCACUGUCAAGCAGUUCAUCCCCUUCUCCAUGAAAGCAGGGCCUAGCACAAACCUUAGCCAGAAGCUCACCUCCCCAACCGCAUUUGCUAUCAUGAUCUUGUCUAGCAUCACACACGGUCAAUCUCGACUAGCUCUAGAGCUACUAGAGGAGGCCAUUGCGUUACGCACCCAAUACGAGCAAGGCGACAACAAGGAUCCCGUCUUGCAGACGCAGGACGUACUCAACGCGAUUGCCAUUGUGUAUGAGCGGGCUGAUCUUAUCCCAGCCAACCUGACAAAGGUAAAGAGCGGAAAGUCGAAGGAGCGUGAGAAGCGAAAGGCUGCUAGGGAGAAGAAGAAGUCCGCUGGUCAGUCUAGCACUUCGGUGUAG
Messenger RNA from Alternaria arborescens, 876 nucleotides. RefSeq lists its product as hypothetical. The transcript has 2 exons. The record is from RefSeq and is a predicted model, not a curated record. NCBI's taxonomy places the organism in Eukaryota, Fungi, Ascomycota, Dothideomycetes, Pleosporales, Pleosporaceae. The coding region runs from base 1 to 876 and encodes 291 amino acids.